Molecule: messenger RNA, 4011 nt
Organism: Lytechinus pictus (painted urchin)
Lineage: Eukaryota; Metazoa; Echinodermata; Echinoidea; Temnopleuroida; Toxopneustidae
Exons: 2
Coding region: 74-973 (299 amino acids)
Source: RefSeq, a predicted model, not a curated record
AUUUGUCUAGAGAGAACUCCAAGCCAGUCUUCCAGUUGAAAGUACUUGUAAGCGUUUGACCUUAGCAAGAAUCAUGACUUAUUUGUACUGCCACAUCUGCAAGAAGAGCAUCAAAGGUUACAAGUAUGGACAGCAUAUGCAGGAACAUGAGGCCACUAUGACGCUCCAGUGUACAUACUGUUCAUACGAAACAGAGGGAAGAUCUGAGAUGACGAGGCACUUUGGAAGAAUGCAUAACAGCAGAAAACAGGAGGCUAAAUACAUUAACUACACGGCGGCGACAAAUGAACAUCUAAGUAGGAAACGUGAAGGGGAGAGGAAAAGAAGGGACAAAGAGGAAGAAAGGAAGACAGAAAGGGAGAGUAAGGACAGGAAGGAAAGAAAGCGUGAAGUAGAAGAGGAAGAAAGGAAGACAGAAAGGGAGAGUAAGGACAGGAAGGAAAGAAAGCGUGAAAUAGAGGAGGAAGAAAGGAAGACAGAAAGGAAGGAAAGAAAGCAUGAAGGAGAGGAAGAAAGGAAGACAGAAAGGGAAAGUAAGGACAGGAGGGAAAGUAAGGACAGGAAGGAAAAGAAAGACAGGGAGGACAUUAAGAAAGAGAAAGAGGACAGGAAGGAGAAGCUUGAGGAGGAGCAGCCUGAGGAGGAAGACAGAAGAACCCAGUCAGGGGAGGCAGAGGUAGACAGUAGAGAUGCACUUGACCUCCAUCCUGAUGAGAGCUCGGAGGAAAAGUCGGGGGACUCUGGUGAUGAGGAAUCCGAGGAGGAGGAAGAGGACUCCAUGUCACGGAAAAGGGAACUAACUGUAACCACUGAGGAGGACAUAGACGUAAAUUUGAAAGUGAAAAAGCCAAGGUUAGGUUACAUCCAAGUGAACAGAGUGGAGGUGUAUACAACCACUUUCAUAACGGCAUAUGGAGAGAAGCGAGUGCAUGAGGAGAAGAAGACCAUAUAUUAUUUUAAUGAACAGAAGUAGUUUAAUGAUGUGAUCAUCUUAAUUUUGUAUAUACAUGUGAAUUACAGUAUACUAUAAGAUGGUUUGUUGAAGAAGUGAUAAAUGAUUCUGAGAUCUGAAUGUUUUAAGAAAAUAAUUCGAUUGAAUCUGUUAAAAUUGUAUAUUUUCAAUAGUGUUUUAAAUUGAAUCGCUGGGACAGCGAUUUAGUAAGAGGGGGGCAGUGUGAAGAAAUACCCCCAAAAUUUUUCAAAAUUCUCUUUUAAUAUUUUCUAUUUAGAUCUGUGCUUACUUUCAGCCAGAAUUAAUUACUAGUAUCCAAAAUCUAUCAAAAAUUCCACUUUAAUACAACGCCACCACUCACAGCUGUUGUUUGUUUUGAAUCUUGAAUGAACGUAGUAAAAUCAGCUGAGUGUGUUUACUACAGCAGUCAAUGAGCAUAGUAACGGAGGCAGAUUGUGCUAUUUUUAGAACCACAGCAAUACAUAGGAUUUAGUACGUGGGACAAGGUUAGGUUAAUGGCGUGCACGGUGAUGCACGGAGCGAGUUUUCUCGAUAAAUUGUCACUUACCUUGUAAAUGUCUUUUAGGUGAGGAGCUUGAUGCUCUAUUUUUCCCUUUUAUGAUAAAAUGAUGUCUUUAAUGAUCCUAUUUUAGUCACUAGAAGUGAUUAUUCCCUACCGGAAAUGGUACAUUCUGUAUUUCGUCUUUCGCGGGUGAUGACGUCACAAACUUUUGGCCAAUCACGUAAGCGGGCAAAUCAAGUUUUUGUCAGGCGAUAGGGGCCCGAUGGCUAGGGGUAUAAAAGGGGCAGAGGGUGAAAAUUUCUUCACUUUGCAUCUUUGAGAGUAUUUGUCUAGAGAGAACUCCAAGCCAGUCUUCCAGUUGAAAGUACUUGUAAGCGUUUGACCUUAGCAAGAAUCGUGAGUGGAAUAUUUCUUUAAACUUCUUAAGGUUAUAUAAUAUCCCCCCCCCCCCUUUUCUAUAAAAAGGAAUUUCUAAUUAAAUUUGUGAGAACUGGAAUUUCGAAGUUCUUUAUAGAAAUUUUAGGCUUGAUGCCCGAUCGAUGAGAUGAAUAUUUUUAUGUCUGCCCUUAACAUUGGUCUUACUCUUAGAGAUAUUACUUGAUUGCUGAUUUUAUUUUGUAUGUGGUACACAACAGAAUUUAAGGAGAGUUUUGUUUUGUUUUUCCCUCUUUCUCAAUUGAUAAACGCAGAAGUAUGAAACAUCGUAACGUUAAGGAAAUUGGGGUAACUUAGGGACAAAAGUGCAAGGGUACCUCGUAGUUAUGUAGUCUUUAGUUUGAGUUUGUUUUGUACCUCGUAGUUGCCUAUAAAUCUAGGCUUAAGUCUUUUACGUCUUGACAGAUGAAUAUUUAGAUGUUAUUUCAUGAUGUGUCUAUGGAAAUGUUGUAGACUGUUUUUAAGUCAGAGAAUGUGGAUGUAGGCCUAGAUUUUAUUGUAUUGUGCAUGGAAGAAUAUGAAUUCCCCCCCCCCCCUUCCUUCGACGAAGUUGGCUGGCGUUGUACAGAGAGGUCGAGGGCAGCUCGAACUCAGUACGGUAGAUUGACGGCGGCAGAAAUGAGAGGUUCGACAAGUGACAAUCCUGAGUAAGGAACGUCAUCGUGCACCGGUACUCUCAGUACUCUGUACUUCUCAUCAUCGUGCAUCGCGUACUCUCAGUACUCUGUACUUCUCAUCGUGCACCGGUACUCUCAGUACUCUGUACUUCUCAUCGUGCACCGGUACUCUCAGUACUCUGUACCGUACUUGUCAUCGUGCAUCGCGUACUCUCGGUACUCUGUACUUCUCAUCGUGCACCGGUACUCUAGUCUCAGUACUCUGUACUUCUCAUCGUGCAUCGCGUACUCUCAGUACUCUGUACUUCUCAUCGUGCAUCGCGUACUCAGUACUCCACACCAGUGAACACUGGGCACCGUCUACCAAACCCCUGUCCAUCUGAGAUGACUUCAUAGCUGCUUUCUUACAUUCAAUCCCGGUUAGGGAACGAAUUUAGGCAGUCUUCACCAUGUUUUCUUCAGUAUUUCUGACAUUCAAUCCCGGAUAGGGAACGAAUUUAAGCAGUCUUCACCAUGUUUGCUUCGAUGUUUCUUCAAUUCUUCGACAGCAUGGAACCUCUUGACUCUUACCCCCCCCCUCUCUCAUCCUUCCAAGUUAUUCAUGCACACAUACAAUUAUUAAUAACUUGUAUUUUGGUAGUGUAUUAAUUCUUAUAAAGUUAUUUCCAAAUAUUUAAUCAGAACAUUACUUGAUUCUAAUGCAACGAGUUAGAAUGGUUGGAAUGUUAAGUUUUAUGUCUUGUUAUGGACCAGGUUGAACAUAGAAAGUUGUUGGUAUAAAAAGGACUUUGUUAGUCUAAUAUUUGGGAGAUAAAAUCUCGAGGCCAGAUAUUACUAGGAGUUAGUGGCAGGAAAUAGGCCGGGGUGGAGAGACCUUGGAAUGGCCAUUGAAGUGGCGCGAUGGGUUGGAAACAGGGAAGUUUAGGAUGAUUUUAUAGUUAGGAGAAAAGGUUUGAUAUCUAGAUGCAGGCAUUAGAUAUGUUAAGCAAAGUGAUGGUGUAGAAACAAAGACACCUUUAUACCAACUUGGAAUGUUGUUCAGAAGACCGUAGAGAAUAUAGAAUAGGCCUACUCGCAGCAAGGUUAUGGAAUGAUGAAGAUAGAUGGAAAUAUUUACAAAGUUCACACUUUUACUGAACACAAAUCAAACAGACUAUGUUGUAGAAUUUAAGAUAGUUUAUUCAAAGAGUGACGAAGCAGAAGUUUCUUGUCAUUUAUUUACAGCGUAGGUUUAUUAAAUGUUCGGUGAACAUUUAAUUAUUUGUAUUAAGACGUCAGCCAUGUAACAUAGGAUUAGGACGGUGAACAUCUAAUUAUUGAAUUAAGACGUCAGCCAUGUAACCUAGGACUUAGUUUUAAGCAUGUAAAUAUGUCAAUUACUGUAAAGAAACAUCUGAUAAAAAUGCCACUUUUACUAUUCAUGAAUUUACAAGAGUUUGAAUUGUUAAAGUUAUUGUUGUUAAUAAAUGUUUUACAUCGGGUAU